Messenger RNA from Penicillium antarcticum, 939 nucleotides. RefSeq names its product zinc metalloprotease. The transcript is spliced from 2 exons. Gene Ontology annotation, molecular function: metallopeptidase activity. Lineage: Eukaryota; Fungi; Ascomycota; Eurotiomycetes; Eurotiales; Aspergillaceae. Bases 1 to 939 code for a protein of 312 amino acids. The record is from RefSeq and is a predicted model, not a curated record.
AUGGUCUGUCACUCCUUUUUCCAGCUCGUGGUCCUUGUUACAUCCCUAUUCCUGCAGGUUCAGUGCAGCCCCUUUGCGCUUCAGAAGCGAGGCGCCUGCGCCACCGAAGAUCCAGACGACGUAUUUCUCAAUGAAGUCGGUCGCUUGAAGUCGGGUGAGGCCAAUUUUGUCAAUUCACAGGCCCGGAAGGCCCCUAUUGAGAUUGAAACUUGGUUUCAUAUCAUCAGCAGCAAGGCUGAGUCGACGCAGGUCUCUGAUGAUAUGAUCAAUGCCCAACUCUCUAUUCUGCAACAGUCAUAUACAGACUCUGAUAUCACAUAUCGUUUGCGAGGUGUCACUCGCCAUGUGAACGACGAGUGGGCGCGCAAUGGGGACGAUAUCGCGAUGAAGUCUGCACUUCGCAAAGGAACGUAUCAAACCUUAAAUGUGUAUUUCCAAACAGAUUUGCAAGCGUCCCCCGGGCAAUCCGGACGUGCAGUUGGAAACCGGGGUGCUAGCGUCAACCAUGAUCUAACAUCCAGUGUUCUGGGAUUCUGUACACUGCCUGAUCCGAGUGUCAACGCCAGCAGCCCUGCUUCCGAUUAUGUAAAAGAUGGCUGUAACGUUUUGGCGAAAACAAUGCCUGGUGGCUCACUGGAUCUUUACAACCGUGGAGGGACCGCAAUUCACGAAAUCGGACAUUGGAAUGGUCUCCUGCACACCUUUCAAGGGGAAUCAUGCUCAGCGGACAACCCAGGAGACUAUAUCAAUGACACUCCCCAGCAAUCUACGCCUACAGAUGGUUGUCCUGCUAGGAAGGAUUCCUGCCCCGACUCCCCCGGACUAGAUGCGGUACAUGACUUUAUGGAUUAUUCGUCUGAUGUAUGCUAUGAGCGCUUCACACCCGGACAGGGAGAGCGCAUGCGAAGCAUGUGGGCCUCAAUGCGACAAGGGAAGUAG